Messenger RNA from Limulus polyphemus (Atlantic horseshoe crab), 3069 nucleotides. Its product is annotated as two pore calcium channel protein 1-like. Gene Ontology annotation, biological process: monoatomic ion transport; transmembrane transport. The record is from RefSeq and is a predicted model, not a curated record. Bases 33 to 2582 code for a protein of 849 amino acids. The transcript has 24 exons. Gene Ontology annotation, molecular function: voltage-gated channel activity; monoatomic ion channel activity. Lineage: Eukaryota; Metazoa; Arthropoda; Merostomata; Xiphosura; Limulidae. Gene Ontology annotation, cellular component: lysosomal membrane; endosome membrane.
UCGCAUGUUACGAGAGAGUACAAUUUUCAAAUAUGGCAGAAUGUGAUGUUAGAAGUGACGAAGACUUGAGUGCAAACUUAACUAAUAGCUCUAAAUUGCCAAAAAAUGUUUUUAAUAACGAAGAAGUCCAGACAGAAGGUUUCCAUAGACAAGAAUCAGAUUUAGGAAUACCCCAACCUCGAACAUUUUCAGAUUCGAUUGCAUCACUGUUGGAAAUCCCAAACCGGCUAAGUAACUGCCUUAAUGAUGGUAUGUCAUCAGACUACACAGAGCUUCAAACACCGAUAGAAGAAAGUGAUCCUGGAGAUCUGGUGAAGGCAUGGGAUAUGAACUACCAUGAGGCCGCUAUAUAUCUUGAGGAAGGAGAAAACAAUGAUAAAUUUGAUUACCACCCUCGAAGUAAAGAUGCUCUACCUGCAUAUUUGUUAGUACACAACAUCUGGUUUUAUAGCUUGGAUCUAAUAGCUGCUGUGAUGCUGAUGGGACUUGCUUUAGUGGAGAAACCAGCUGUUCCAGGCUUUCAUCUAGACCCUGGGAUCCACGCCUCCCUGGAAUUGCUGGGCCUGUUUGUUGUUGGCAUUGAACUCGUAAUGAAACUUCGUUGGAUGGGAAUUAAUCCAUUUUUUAAGCAUAAACGUUCUCUCAUAAAACUUGUUGCUCUAGUACUGAUGGUCAUAGAAAGUGUGGUAGUUAUUGCUCGACAGACAAAUCACUUUCGUAUUAGUCGUGCACUUCGCCCUGUGUAUUUAAUUGACAAUUAUCACUGUGGAGGGAUUCGAAGAGUAACCAGACAGAUUCUACAGUCUCUUCCCCCUAUUUUAGAAAUGUUAGGACUGCUUCUAUUCUUUAUGUUGAUCUUCUCAGUUUUAGGAUUUUAUUUAUUUACUUCAAAUCCAAAGGAUCCAUAUUUUUCAACAUUACAAGGAAGUUUUGUCAGCCUUUUUGUUUUACUCACUACAGCCAAUUAUCCUGAUGUCAUGAUGCCUGCUUAUGCCGCUUCCCGUUGGUCAGCUAUAUUUUUCAUUGUAUUUCUCAUCAUUCAUCUGUACUUCAUAAUGAACAUGAUGCUAGCUGUCGUGUAUGAAACUUUCACUCGAAUUGAAAAAGACAAGUUCAGAAAACUGUUAUUGCACAGAAGAAAAGCUUGUCAACAUGCUUUCCGGUUGCUGGUUAAUCGAGCUCAUCCUACACAAAUUUCUUUCCGACACUUUCAAGGUCUUAUGCACCAUUUCAAGCCCAAAGUCUGUAAGAGAGAUGUCUACUUAAUGUUUAAAACACUGGAUACAAGCAGAACUAGAUAUCUGACACUCGAUGAAUUUUAUCACAUUUAUGAAGUUGGAGCUCUCAGUUGGAAGGCUCAAAAAGCAGAAGAUUUAUGGUUUAGUGAAUUUCACAGUCCAUUUUUGGAGAUUUGUUCCUCAAUCCAAAAGCUUGUUAUUUCCAGAUGGUUCAACUACUUCAUAGUUUUAGUGAUUAUAGCCAAUGGCAUCUGGCAAGUUGUAGAAGCAUCAGAAAUAUCAGGUGUGGGUGAAGGAAAACUUGAUACAUAUGUAGUGACUCAUCACAUCAAGAGUUAUGGAAUAGCUGGAACUUGGGUUUCAGUUGGAUUUAUUGUUGCUUACUCAGUAGAAGCUCUAUUGAAGAUUGUUGGUCUGGGUCUGUUUGGAUACUUCCAAUCAGGCUGGAACAUAUAUGAUUUUACUGUCACAGUUUUGGGUCUUGCUGGAGUAAUUGCAGAACACUUUAAUGUUCCUUUCUCUUUUGUUAUAAUUUUACGUCCACUUCGUUUAUUAAGGUUAUUUAAAAUGAAUCGUCGAUAUCGUGAUGUACUUGGUACUGUUUUUAUUGUGCUACCUCGGUUUGGUAGUGUCGCCUUAGUCUUGCUGAUUGUGUACUACUUCUUUGCCAUCAUUGGAAUGGAGCUGUUUUCUGACUUUAAUAUGAUAAACUGUUGCAAGAACACUACAGUGGAACAGUUUUAUCAUUUUGAUAACAGCUCAUUGGCUGAAGGUUACUAUUAUUUAAACAACUUUGAAAAUAUCAUCAACAGCUGUAUUACCCUCUUUGAGUUGAUGGUGGUCAACAAUUGGUUUAUCAUCAUGGAUGGUUAUGCUGCUGUAGCAACAGAGUGGAGUCGGAUUUUUUUCAUGCUUUUCUAUGUGGUUACAAUGGUGGUUAUAAAUAUCAUCAUAGCUUUCAUUCUUGAGGCCUUCUUGUUUAGAAUUCAGUAUAAACGAAAGAUGGGGGAUAUGGACAAGGACAGCUUGGUUCGAGUAGAUGUGGCAUUGACUCGUCAAGAACUAGACUUCUGUUACACUCAUUCUAAUCUUUCAAUCUCACAACUUCUUCACUAUACACACAACCUUACAGAACAAUAUAUACUCUACAGAGGAACUCGUACUCGCACCAAGUUCUCAUUUAGCCUCAAAAUGUAUGCUGAAGAAGUGAAGUGUUGGCUCCAACAAGCUGAAGAAAAAGAAAGACAGCAGAGAGAAGAGUUACUUGCUAAGGUACAGGAACUGUCUAUUUCACAACAACCCACAAUUCAACAAGAACGAACACGGCGAACUUUUAGUGUGUAGACAUUAAUCCUAUUAAUGAGAAGACAAAAAUUAAAACCAGUCUUCCUGUAUAAUUAUCCUCAGAUACUCAACACAGUUAUUAUCAAAAGUGGUGCGUUUACCAAUCAACAUAGCACUUGCACUAAAGUAUUUUUUAUUAGUCACAACAAAGUGGGAGUUUAGAAGUCUUUACAUACAUAUAUUCAGAUCAUUGGACAUUUUUUAAAAGAUCUUGUUUGAAAUUAACUUUGUUACAGGGUUGGCCUUUUUGGAAAUUUUACUUGAUAAUUGCAAGACGUCUAUUAUUGAAAGUCUCAUGUGAAAAGUUUUGGAAAAGUUCUUCUAAAAAAUUAUCUAAAGUCACAAGAAUGUCAGGAAUUUAAUCUGCAGGUUAUAGAUAAUUUUAAUUCCUUGCUUACCAACUUUAAUCUGCAGGUUUCAUAUAAUUUUAAGUCCUUCCUUACAAAUCUUAACUCUUUCAGCCCUGGCUUGUUAUAGUUUUCAUGCU